Messenger RNA from Cuscuta campestris, 1678 nucleotides. The record is from the annotation of a GenBank genome assembly. Lineage: Eukaryota; Viridiplantae; Streptophyta; Magnoliopsida; Solanales; Convolvulaceae.
CACUUUUAGAGAGAGAGAGAGAGAGAGUAAGAUUCUUUGCCGUCGCUAGUCUUCCCGCUGCCAUCCUUGUCUGUUCUCCGGCUACGCACUAGGUUAGUCCUCUUCGGCCUUGCUCUUCCAUGUCUUCCCAAUCCUCAGUCUUUCGUCGGUCCGCGUCCGAACGCGACGUCGAGGGUUCCGUCACAGGCUCCGUCCAGGAAAGCGACUCCCGCUUGGCCUCUGUUGAGGAGAUAGUCGAGGCGGUUGAGAUCCCUCUUCAGUCCGAGCCUCGCAAACAGAGGCGCACUGCCCUGGAGGACUCGGGGAUCCGAGCGCGGAAAUGCACCCUCACGGCUGAGGAAUUUCGCAAGGCGAAGCGCUUGGCCUCGGCGCCAGGUGUGACCGUGCGUCGUCCCACCCCUGAGCAGUCAGUCUUUGAUGCUCCUUCGGGUUUCUUCGCUAUCCACCUCAAAUCCCUCGAGUACGGGUUUCGUUUCCCCCUCCAUCAGUUGGUCAUAGACUUUUUCCAACAUUUCGAUCUUCUCCCAUGCCAAGUCAUGCCCAAAUCCCAUCGUUACUUGGCCGGGUUCCUUAUCCGUUGCCAAAGGACCGGGGUUCGCCCCGAUCUGGCUCGCUUCCUGUUGCUCUUCCAGCGCCGAGCGGAUGAAGCUCAUGUUCCCGGACGCUCCGAGCGGCAACUCGCAGGCUCCUCCCUCGGGCGGCUGUCCCCGACUCCCCCCGUGAAGCCGACAUCCAAGACGACACAGAAGAAGAGGAAGGAAACGGCCUCGGCCGCCGACGCUCUACAGGGGUCGGUGUCCCCCAUGAUGAAGGACUGCGGCCAUCCCAAAUAUGUCAAGGCGGCCUUCCCCGCUCGGGUCUCCUUCACAGACCGGGAUUACGUCCCGGAGACCUUCCUGCGCAGCUUUACUCCUCCAACCGAUCGUGCCAAGCUAAAAGAUGUCGACCGGGAGACUCUGGCCUCAGAUACCUUCCAUGAGCUGGGCUCGGCGAUGAUGCGCAUGGUCGACAUGAGUCAGCGGCUGCGCGCCAGUGUGGACGACCGGAGUAGGGCUUAUGUUGAGAUAGCCGACCUCAAUGAGGCCUUGAAGGCAGCCAAGGAACAAGCUCGCCAGGCCGAGGAGCGGGCUCAGCAACUCGCGGAGGAGGCUGCUCGCAAUCAAGCCGUUGCCGAGUUCCUAGCAUCGGAUGCAUUUCAGGAGGAAGCCUUCACUCGCAUGAAUGAUUUGCUCAAGGCAUGGGGGCAGACUCCUGAGGGCCAGGCAUUCGCCCGCUCCGAAGGAACGUCGUGGUACAACCUCGGUCUGUUCCGAGCGCAGCAAGUCCUCUCGGAUAGGUUCCUCGCCGGGGAGGACUUCCCCGAGCCAUGCGACAAUCCUGAUGAGCUCAAUACUUCCAACUACUACCCGAAUGGCGGGAACUCAGCCGGCGAGCAGCCGAGUGCCGAGUGAAAUGACUUGAAACUUUGUUGUAUUUGAUGUACUGCUGCUCAAGACUUUGUUUUUUUUAAUUCGGAUAUGUUAUGACUUGAUGAUUCGUACGGAUGUGCUAUGCCUCUCUUUUGCGUUUAAUCUUACUGCCCUCGUCGGUUCUUUGAACUUGCGAGCUCGCUCCUUCCCCCGCCCAACCUGAGCUCGUCUGUGCCGAACAGAGGAUACCUCGGGGCUUGGUCCCUUUU